GGGGAAAUUCAAAACCCAAAAAUGGCAAAAAGAAAAAGGUGGAAUGAAGAGGACAUGAUGCGGGCACUGGAGGAGGUUUCUGCUGGCAUGGCUGUACGCCAUGCAGCGCGCCUCUUCAAUGUCCCCCGCAACACCUUGGGGGACAGAGUGAGUGGACGGGUGACCCAUGGCUGUCGCACAGGCCGCAAGCAGUUACUGGCACCAGAGGACGAACGCUCUCUGGUGCAGUACUGCAUUUACUGUGCGCAGCAUGGGUUCCCCCUCACUAAGGCGCGGCUGCUGGCGUACGCCAACGCAGUGAGGAGGAAGAGGAGCCCUAAUGAAGAUGUGCCACCACUGGGGAAGAAGUGGUGGCACUGUUUUCGGAGGAGGCACGCUGAUGACAUUUCGAUGAGGACCCCUGAUACCAUCGACAGAGGGAGGGAAGCGUGUGCCAAGAAGGAGACGGUGGAGAGGUACUUUGACCUGCUGUCAUCCACGCUGGAAGAGCAUGGACUGUUAAACCAGCCAUCACAGAUUUACAACUGUGAUGAGACUGGCUUCCAGAUGGAUGGCAGCAGGUACAAAGUACUGACACCCCGGGGGUCCAAACAUGCUUAUCAGCAGGUCCCCGGCACCCGGGACCAUGUAUCCGUGCUGGCCUGCUUCAAUGCAGCUGGGGAGGACAUUCCACCUUUUAUUAUUUUUGCCAAACAUUUUCCUGGAGGCCCUUACACCCGAGGAGGACCCCCCAACGCUCUUUAUGGGAAAUCUCCGGCGGGGUACAUUGGCGGUGAUUUGUUCCAGCGGUGGUUUGAGCAUUUCAUCCGCCAUGCUCGGAAGGAGCGCCCUCUGCUCCUUAUCUUCGAUGGCCACAAAUCCCACCUUACACCAGAGGUCAUCGAGGCGGCAAAGAGGGAAGGUGUUGUGCUCCUGUGCCUUCCACCCCAUUGCUCCCACAUCUUGCAGCCGCUGGACGUGGGAUUCUUUGGCCCUUUAAAGACAGAGUUUGCCAAGGUGGCUGGCAAUCUCUGCCAUUUUAAACAUUCUUACAUUGUAAAUAAGACGGAAUUUGCCAAAGUUUUCUGCCACCCGUACCAGCGGCUGAAAGACCGGGGCUUUGUGGUGGAUGGGUUCAGGAAGUGCGGCAUCUUUCCUCUGAAUCCACGUGCUGUGGAUUCAAGCCGCCUCAUGCCCUCCUCCGGCCUCAGGAGUAGCGCCACCGGCACCACCACCACCACCCCGCAGGAGUCAUGGGCGUCAUCAUCCUCCUCUCCAGUGGGGGCCUCCGCAUCCACCCAAACACCCCCUCCAGGACCCUCAGCCCCUUCGAAUCAUCCCCUGGUGGCAGCAGGACUGAUCCAGCCUGACCUUGCAGAGGUCCUGACCCGGAGGAGUAUGAGAGACUCCUGUGGCAGAAGGAGGACAUGGACAGGGAGGCUGAAGAGGUGA
Molecule: messenger RNA, 1431 nt
Organism: Colossoma macropomum (tambaqui)
Lineage: Eukaryota; Metazoa; Chordata; Actinopteri; Characiformes; Serrasalmidae
Product: tigger transposable element-derived protein 6
Exons: 3
Coding region: 22-1431 (469 amino acids)
Cellular component (GO): nucleus
Molecular function (GO): DNA binding
Source: RefSeq, a predicted model, not a curated record